This is a messenger RNA of Arachis stenosperma, 1452 nucleotides long. Its product is annotated as UDP-glycosyltransferase 86A2-like. Gene Ontology annotation, molecular function: UDP-glycosyltransferase activity. The transcript has 2 exons. The coding region runs from base 1 to 1452 and encodes 483 amino acids. Lineage: Eukaryota; Viridiplantae; Streptophyta; Magnoliopsida; Fabales; Fabaceae. The record is from RefSeq and is a predicted model, not a curated record.
AUGGCAACACACCAAGGUCCUCAUCACCAUGCCCUACUCUUCGCCUAUCCCCUCCAAGGCCACAUCAUCCCGGCGGCCAACCUCGCCAUCAAGCUCGCAUCCCGGGGUUUCGUCGUCACCUUUGUCAACUCACACUACAUCCACUACCAAAUCACAAAAUCCAAUUCUUCUUCGUCUAGCAACGGUGACAAAGAAGAAAAAAAUAUGUUCGCGGCUGCACGGGAAUCAGGCCUAGACAUACGGUACACUACCGUGUCUGACGGCCUGCCCGUGAGCCACGACAGAUUUGGCAACCUCCACCAGUUCCAUGCGGCAAUGUUGCACGUACAAUCAGCACACGUUGAGGAACUGGUGGAGAAUGUGGUGAAGAAUUCAGUGCCCCGAGUGAGUUGCUUGGUUGCAGACACGUUCUUUGUUUGGCCAUCUGCCAUAGCUAAGAAGUUUGGCCUUGCUUACGUGUCGUUCUGGACAGAACCUGCUUUGGUUUAUAGUCUCUACUAUCAUUCCGAUCUUCUUGCAAAGAAUCGUCACUUUGCUUGCAAGGACAUGAGGAAAGAUUCCAUUGACUACUUACCUGGGGUGGAAACAAUUGAUCCAAAGGACCUAACAUCAUAUCAUCAAGAAUCAAAAGACACAUCUACAAUGUUCCACCAAUUGAUUUCUGCUUCCUUCGUUGAUGCUAAAGGUGCAGAUUUUGUGCUAUGUAACACAGUUCAAGAGCUAGAGCCGACAGUCAUAGCUGCAUUACAAACUUUUAAGCCAUUCUAUGCAAUUGGGCCCAUUUUUGCACCUGGGUUCACCAAUACCACCAUGGCCACUAGCCUAUGGUCCGAGUCAGACUGCACCCAAUGGCUCAAUUCCAAGCCUCGUGGUUCGGUCUUGUAUGCUUCUUUUGGUAGCCUAGCCCAUAUGACAAGAAGGGUACUUGAGGAAAUUGCAAAUGGGCUUUUGCUUAGCAAUGCGAGUUUUGUUUGGGUGCUUAGGCCCAAUAUUGUGGGCUCGGUCAAGGUUGAUCCGCUGCCCGUCGGAUUUCGGAAGGCGAUUCGUGACCGUGGGAUGGUAAUACCUUGGUGUAGUCAAACCCAAGUCUUGGCCCACCCUGCUAUUGGAGGAUUUUUGACUCAUUGUGGUUGGAAUUCUAUAUUAGAAGCUAUUUGGUGUGAGGUUCCAUUGUUGUGUUUCCCUUUGAUGUCUGAUCAGUUUACCAAUAGAAAACAAGUGGUGGAUUAUUGGAAGGUUGGGAUUAAUUUAAGUGAUCGAACGGUGAUUACAAAGGAGGAAGUCUCGAAGAAUGUUAGCCGUUUGAUGGGCGGACCUUUAGGAGACCAACUAAAGACUACAGGCAAAGAGAUCAAGAAAAAAUUGGAAGAUGCAUUGAGCCCUAGUGGAUCUUCAGAGAAAAAUAUGGAAUACUUCAUCAAAGAUCUAAAUACCAAAUCCCAUGGCCAAUGA